Messenger RNA from Micropterus dolomieu (smallmouth bass), 834 nucleotides. RefSeq names its product pyruvate dehydrogenase [acetyl-transferring]-phosphatase 1, mitochondrial-like. Gene Ontology annotation, molecular function: cation binding. The transcript has 5 exons. NCBI's taxonomy places the organism in Eukaryota, Metazoa, Chordata, Actinopteri, Centrarchiformes, Centrarchidae. The coding region runs from base 171 to 797 and encodes 208 amino acids. The record is from RefSeq and is a predicted model, not a curated record.
GACCAAUCAGCGUUCAGUCUGUGGUGAGGCGCUCUAGAGGCAGCGUCGUUAAAUGAGAUGGUACAGACUAGAGGGGUCGGUGUUCGGCUAUGAACUUCAGUAACUUCUACACAUCCACCAAUUAAGGUUUGUAGGCUCUUUGUGUAUGUGCCUGCAGUGCAUGUUCAGCCAUGCCUGUGACAUCUCAGCUGCUCAGGGGUUUGCCCCGCACCAAGGUCUUGGCCUCCAGUCUGUUACCAUGCCAGCAACACCAGUCCCGGUUAGGGCCCAUCACUCACCGACCUGCCUCAAGACGGCCCUCUCAGAGCCCCCAGCACUCAAGAAGUUACCAGACAACCUCAGUGCUCCGCAGCUACAUCCUCUCUCCCCCGCAGGUCAACUCUAUUCUAAAAGCCAACGAGUACAGCUUCAAGGUGCCAGAGUUUGAUGGGAAAAAUGUGUCAUCAGUGAUGGGUUUUGAGAGUAACCAGCUGCCAGCCAACGCUCCUAUAGAAGACCGCCGAAGUGCAGCCACAUGCCUGCAGACACGAGGAAUGUUGCUGGGUGUGUUUGAUGGCCACGCUGGCUGUGCCUGUGCACAGGCACUGAGUGAAAGGUUGUUUUACUACAUAGCAGUGUCUCUGCUGCCCCACGACACACUGUGUGAGCUCGAGGCAGCGGUGGAGGCCGGCAGAGCCCUCAGUCCCAUCCUGCAGUGGCACAAGCACCCCAACGACUAUUUCAGCAGGGAGGCUCAGACACUCUACUUCAACAGCCUCCGAACCUACUGGCAAGAGUUAAUAGAUCUCACCAGGUAAGGACUGGGAAACACAGCUGCACUGUGGCAAACAUGCA